Molecule: messenger RNA, 5045 nt
Organism: Pygocentrus nattereri (red-bellied piranha)
Lineage: Eukaryota; Metazoa; Chordata; Actinopteri; Characiformes; Serrasalmidae
Product: NACHT, LRR and PYD domains-containing protein 3-like
Exons: 14
Coding region: 134-3604 (1156 amino acids)
Molecular function (GO): protein binding
Source: RefSeq, a predicted model, not a curated record
GAGAGUGGAGAGUAGAGAGAAGAAGGUUGUGCGAUGGACAGUGUAGAGUAAGACCAAUGGUCAGAGUUCUGUAGACACUGAAAGCUUGCAGGAGUAGUUUGAGGAGUUUAUACAGUGAACACUGUAAGAUAUUAUGGAUCCGUUGAAUGGCUUUUGCCACUGUGCUUUAUAUCUAACUAACUUUACUUAUGAUGGAGCACCAUAUCCAAAUAACAUGACUGGUAGGAUAAAAGAGAGGGACAUUAUCUUCACCAUGAUUGACCCAGAGCUACAGGACCAUGGCCUUGUCAGUGAGGUUGAUGGUUUCCAGCUGACAAGACCCAGUUCACCUGUACCCAGUGGUGUGUCUCUGAAGAGUGACAGGUCCAUGAAAAUGCCAAUUAAUUAUAGCAAAGAAGCUUUGGCAGCAGAAGAAAGCUCUCAGCUGAAAAGGUCCAGUUCACCUGAUCCCAGUUAUGAGUCUCUGAAGAGUGAUAGGUCCAUGAAAAUGCCAAUCAAUUACAGUGAAGACCCUAUGCCACCAGAAGAAAGUUUUCAGCUGAAACGACCCAGUUCACCUGGACACAGUGGUGUGUCUCUGAAGAGUGACAGGUCCAUGAAAAUGCCAAUCAAUUAUAGUGGAGAACCUUUGCCACCAGAAGAAAGUUCUCAGCUGAAAAGAUCCAGCUCAUCUGUACCCAGUAGUGUGUCUCUGAAGAGCGAUAGGUCCAUGAAAAUGCCGAUCAAUUACAGUGGAGAGCCUUUACCCCAAGAUGAAAGUUUUCAGCCAGAAAGAUCCAGUUCACCUCUACUCAGUGGUGUCUCUCCGAAAAGUGACAGGUCCAUGAAAAUGCCAAUCAAUUACUGUGAAGAACAUUUACUACAUUUACUACCAGAAGAAAGUUUGCAGAUGAAAAGCUCUUGUUCACUUGUUCCCAGGGGUGUGUCUGUAAAGACUGAUGGGCCAGUGAAAAUGCCAGUCAACUGUAGUGAAGAAUGUUUAACACCAAAAGAGAGAUUUGACUUAGACACCCUGGAGGCACAGAGCAAAACACUAAAAUUAAUCUUGAGAGAGAGAUACCAGCAUUUAUUUGAGGGAAGAGCACAACUGGGGAACCCAGUAACUCUCAAUGAGAUCUACACAGAGCUCUACAUUGUGGAAAGCAUGAAUGAAGCUCACAGCUGUCACCAUGGUGUGAGCCAUUUUGAAGCAGCAUUAAAAGGGGUAAAGGGGGGCACACAUAUCAAAUGCAAUGAUAUUUUCAAUCUUACAUCUGGAUAUGACAAGCCCAUCAAGACUGUGCUGACAAAGGGAGUGGCUGGCAUUGGAAAAACUGUCUCUGUGCAGAAGUUUGUUCUGGACUGGGCAGAAGGCAAAGCAAAUCAGGAUGUCCAUUUCAUAUUUCCACUUUCUUUCAGGGAGCUAAAUUUGAUGAGGGUUAAAAAAUACAGUCUGAAUGACCUUCUUCAGGAUUUUUUCAUGAAAGGAAUCGAUGCAAGUUCACCCCAAUUUGCAAAUUCUCUUCUUAUGAUUUUUGAUGGUUUGGAUGAGUGUCGCCAUCCUUUAGAUUUUCAGAACAAUGAGAGUUUAUGUGAUGCAACAAAGGCAAGCACAGUAGAUACCCUGUUAACAAACCUCAUCAAGGGGAAUCUGCUUCCCUCUGCACAAAUCUGGAUAACGUCUCGACCUGCGGCAGCUGAACAGAUCCCCACUGAAUGUAUUGAUCGAGUAACAGAAGUACGAGGAUUCAGUGAUCCACAGAAGGAAGAGUACUUCAGGAAGAGAAUCACAGAUCAAAGCCUGGCUAACAGAAUCAUUACUCACCUGAAGUCACUGAGGAGCCUCUAUCUCAUGUGCCAAAUUCCAGUCUUCUGUUGGAUUGCAGCCACUGUGUUAGAGAGAAUGGUGGCGGACUGUGGUUGGGAUAAAAUACCAAAGAGUUUAACUGAGAUGUAUACGUACUUCCUGAUCACACAGAUCAACAGUAAAAAAGCAAAGUACUCAGACAACAAAGUCUCAGAUAAAGAAAUGAUCUUCAAGCUUGGGAAGCUCGCCUUUGAGCAGCUUGAAAAAGGCAAUCUGAUCUUCUAUGAGGAAGAUCUGAAAGAGUGCGGUAUUGAUGUCCGAGAAGCAUCUGUGUACUCUGGAGUCUUCACACAGAUCUUCAGGGAGGAGUUUGGGCUUUUCCAGAGGAAAGUAUUCAGCUUUGUGCAUCUGAGCAUUCAGGAACAUCUUGCAGCUCUAUAUGUGUUCUUGUCCUUCCACAACCACAAGCAAAACGUGCUCAAUCCAGACUCCAGUGUAUCUAAACAUCCUUUAACAAUGUUAAGUUUGCUCCAAUAUGCACUUCAUAAAGCCUCUAUGAAUGAAAGCGGUCAACUGGAUCUCUUCCUUCGUUUUCUCAUGGGCUUCUCACUACAAUCCAACCAGAGCCUCCUGCAAGACCUAUUGGUACAGGGAAGCAGCAAUCCUGAGGCUGUAACAGGAACCAUUAACUAUCUGAAGAAACAAAUUCAACAUACCUACUGUUCUCAUAUGUUUCUCAAAUGCUUCCAUUGUCUCAAUGAGCUUAAUGACAGCUCUCUUGUGGAUGAAGUCCAAACCUUCCUGAGGAACAGAAACCUAAAUGAGGACAAACUAUCUCCUGAACUCUGGUCAGCAUUAGUAUUCAUCAUAGUUAGGUCAGAUGAGAACUUGGAUGUGUUUGAACUUAAUAAAUAUGGCACCUCAGAUAAAGCUCUUUUAAACUUGCUUGCUGCAAUCAAGAUGUCUAAGACAGCCAGGCUCAGUAACUGUAACAUCACAGUGAAAGGCUGUGCAGCACUAGCUAUAGCUCUUCCCAUCAUGAAAGCCACAAAGGAGCUGGAUCUUAGUCACAACAAUGUGCAAGAUGCUGGAGUGAAGAUGCUCUGUACUGGAAUCCAAGGCGACACUAUAGAAGAAAAAUUAUUGAAUUGCUCUGGUAUUACCACAGAGAGUGGUAUAAACCCCUUAUGUAAGAGAGAGCAGGCCCUGGUGUGUGAUAGCAUGACAAACUUGCUUCACCAUUUCAUGCACUCAUUAAAUCAGAAUCAUUCCAUAAAGGAAUUCCCAGGACUGCAGGGCACAGAGUGUAACAUCGAAAUCCUAAGGCUGAAUAACUGUGGUGUUUCGAGUGUAGGCUGUGGUUUUCUAGCUUUAGUUCUGAGUUCAAACACCUCAAACCUGAAGGAGCUUGACCUGAGUCAGAACAAAAUUGGAGACUCGGGAAUAAAAAUGCUUUCUGAUGCAUUGAAGAAAACUUCAUGUAAAUUGAGCACUCUAAAGCUAAUUGAGUGUGGCAUCACAGAGAAAAGCUGUGCAGCUCUGAUCUCAGUUCUUAGCUCUGAGUCUUCAUGUCUGAGAGAACUGGACCUGAGUCAUAAUCACCUGAAGGAUUCAGGCGCAAAGCUGCUGUCUGUUGGAGUGGGAAACCCAUACUGCAAACUACAAAAACUUACGCUGUACCACUGCAAAAUUGCCAGAGAAGGCUAUGCUGCUCUGACUGAAGCUCUGCAAUCAAGUCCCUCACUUCAGAUACAGUGCUGUCUAAAGGACAAUGACACCAGAGACUCCAAAAUGCAGCUGCUGUCUGAUUCAGCAUAGUUCACAAAUCAGACUCAAUCAGCAAAGUGCAAGACUUCAGAUGUCUUAUAGCUCUGGAAUCCAUUCUUAAGCUAAUGUACAGAUAAAACAGACCUGUCCGGAUAUUAUCAGUCAUUUUACAACAACAUUACACUCAUUUUACCUGAGUAAUAGAUUACUCUAUGCAAAGGUUUUCUUUUUUUUGUUUUACAAAUAUUUCCAGUUAGUAUUCAUGUGUUGAUAUUAAAUGUUGCAUUGUUUGUAAUAAUAUGUAAUAAUAAUAUGUAAUAAUAAAAUUUGAGAACUCAACUACCAAAUUAACAAGUUAGAAUAAAUGUUAGUUGAAUUAAGGUUGCAUGAAUUGCAUUUGAAGCCUUCAUUUUGCAUUCAAAAAAGAGAACAUUUAUAGCUGUUUCUGAACACUCUAAGCUUGUUUAUACCCAAGUCUAUAUCCUAUUAAACAAUAAUAAUGUUUAAUACUGUAUUUUCCAACUGAGGUUUCAUGAUCAUAUCUCAUGAUCCAUAUUUUACAGGCUGAAUUCCAAUUCUGGUGUCCUUGUACUAAAUAAUAACAUUUAUCUUCUAGAAUUUAGACUUUUUUGUUGAGUAGAUUUGCUGCUUCAUCCCUGAAACACCUGGAGGCUUUUUUUCAUAAAGAAUGAUCCACUACACAACAUUAUUAGAAUAUCGUUGCUGUCAGAUCAAAACCUUGUAUUUUUUCAGUUUUUGACAUAAUUUGAAAAUACCACAGUCCUAUAUAUUGUGUGUUAAUUCCAUGAUUAAUAGGCCAAAAGAAAUUAUGUAAAUUAUGUAUUACUUGGGAAAAUGUCUGGUUCCAUUGACUUACUUUAAAAAUAGAGUAUGUUUUUAUCUUCUCCUGCAAAGUUACAAUUUUGGAGAUAUGAGGUUUUGAUCUGAGAACAGCUGUUAGAUCCUAAUGUCAGUGUGUACUGAUCAAUGCACAAUCCGGGGUUCAUGACUAUAUCAUGAACUAUGGGGUUCAGGCCUAUGGUAUGCAUAAGGCCUUAGGGCUUGCGUCAUACAAAGGCCUCAGCUCAUUUUUGUGCAUUCACAUGGUUAGUUGUAACUCAUAGUGGCAAAGUUAUCCGAUCAGCAAUGUUCUAAAAAUGAUCUGUUGUUUAGGCUCCAUGUACCCGGACGUCAUAAACGUCCUUGGGGGCCCUUGUCCACCUAUAACUCCACCCAUCCAUCCAUUUUCUAAGCUGCUCUCCCUCAGGGUCGUGGGGGGUGCUGGAGCCUAUCCCAGCAGUUAUCAUGCGGAAGGCAGGAUACACCCUGGACAGGUUGCCUAAUCCUGGGGGCCCUUGUCCACUUAUAACUCUAUUUCAUCCAAUGCUCUCUCUCUAUUGUCUUCUCACAUGAUCAUGUGAUGGUCAUGUCAUUUGUGUGUAUAUAAACUCUGCUAUUCUGAUUAAUAAAUGGGAAAAACCUUCUGAGUACA